AUGGUGGACUGGAUGGCCACAGCCCAGAACGCCAGGUGCCCAUGCUUCAACAGCCACUUCCAUGAGGAGGGGUCUGAAGUGGUGGACGCCCUCUGCCAAGACUGGCGUCAGGAGAACAACUGGGUGACACCACCCAUAGCCCUCAUUCUGAAGAUCAUCACCCUCAUUCAUCAGCAAUGCGCCUCUGCAACCAUUGUGGUCCUGACCUGGUUGAACAGACUGUGGUUCCAUGAGCUCCUGGAACUCUGCAUUGAGCCGCCCAUCCCCAUCCCCAACAACCCCUUGUCAUUCAAGCUCAAGGGCAAGGCCCUGCCAGAACCACUGCACAACCAGGCAUGGCAAUGGAUCGCCUGCAGGAUCUCUGCCAUGCUCAACAGCACCCUGGCGCCAUCAACAUGGAAACACUAUCAAUCCUCCCUCCAGUGUUUCCAUGAGUUCUGCAAAUGGGAGGAAACAAGCUUCCCUCCAGAACAGGAAGAGGCAGUUGUGGUGAUUGCCAACUUCCUCAAGACAAAAUGGCCAGUCAACCAUGGGAGGACCUUCAACCUGUCCUCCCUGGCAGCCCUCUUCCAUGACUGGGGACCUUGGACCACGCCAAGCAAGACAAGAGCAAAGCUCAUUGCCCUGCUCUGCAUGCUGGGCGCCCUGUGA
Acanthamoeba castellanii str. Neff is the source of this 651-nucleotide messenger RNA. RefSeq lists its product as uncharacterized. The transcript has 3 exons. Lineage: Eukaryota; Discosea; Longamoebia; Acanthamoebidae. The coding region runs from base 1 to 651 and encodes 216 amino acids. The record is from RefSeq and is a predicted model, not a curated record.